AUGGUUACAGGACCUGAAAUCAUAUAUACUAAGGACUGUGUGUCGUAUCUUGGCUAUGCUCCUGGACAGUCUCAGGUUAUAAUGAUUAAUGUAACCCGAUUGGUAAAGACUGUCUUCAUGGACAACUGCGUCGAAAACGAAGACACCAAUCGGGUGUCCUACAGAGUUCAAAACUUCUCAGUCUGCAACUUCCUGAACAACCGCCUGAUUUCAAAGCUCUUCUCCAAUUUCUACGAAGAAUUUGUGGGUAAUACCACUGACAUGAAGUGUCCUAUUCGCCCCGGGAUUUAUUAUUUGAAGAAUAGUAUAACUAACAACUCGGUGCCUUCAUUUCAUCCAUCUGGAAAUUACAGAUUUCUGGUCAAUAUCAAAACUGAGAAAGAAGGACCUUAUUCUGCGAAAUUUUUAUGGCGAUACCGGGUAACACGAACAUAA
Molecule: messenger RNA, 435 nt
Organism: Drosophila ananassae
Lineage: Eukaryota; Metazoa; Arthropoda; Insecta; Diptera; Drosophilidae
Exons: 1
Coding region: 1-435 (144 amino acids)
Source: RefSeq, a predicted model, not a curated record